AUGGCAUGCUUGAAAAAAGCACAACUCUUAUUCUUUAGGGAUCCUCUCAGUCGGUCAGUCCCCUCCAGUAUUCACUUCCACUCCCACUUCCCCCCUUCUUCAGAUUCAUUUGGCAAUACGUGUUCCCUCUUCAGUUCGUGCUUGGUCUUCUCGGAAAUUCCCUGAAUCUUUGGGUACUCGCCAGCGAUGAGGUACCCAAUAUUGCCAGUGACAUGGUGAGAUUAAAAGAAAGUGGAGAAAAAGAAGAAGUAUUUGAGUGGGUUCAGCUGGCGGCGGUUUCCUUCUGCGAUUUGGCCUUCCUGCUCGUGAUGCUCCCUCAUUGUCUGGCCGCAUUUGACUCGAUUGCCUAUGACGUCUCAUUCAGAUACUUUUACCUGAAUACGAAACAGCACAUGUCUGCGGUGGCAAAUUGGAUGAGUGCGGCCGCCAUCUGGUGAUCCCUUUUCUUGUCAUGAUUCCGUUUCAAUCGAAUCCCUCUGCAGGCUGAUCCUUGCCGUUUCCAUUGAACGCUAUUUGAUAGUGCGAUCUCCGUUGCGCGCGAAACUCUACUGGCAACGUGGCAAGAUGGUCGUCGUUCUCUCGUCGAUCUUUGUCACCACCGGACUCCUCACAGUCUAUCAUCAUUUCGAGUGGGAUUGUGUGAUCGAAGAGUUCUGCAACGGCACUCAACUCCUCGACUUUUGCUACUAUUCGGGUAUGCGGCAUCAGAAAACAUAUCGGAACAAGGAUUGGGUGAAUCCGAGCAAUGUGAAGAAGGUCUACUUGAGAUUUUCGACGUUUCUGAAUGCGAUACUGGUACGUUAGAAUUGAAUGGAACAGGGACGAAUCUGACUGUUUCAGGUUGUAUUCGUUCCGAUCGUUUUAGUAAUUUUGCUGAACGUACUGAUGAUUAGACAAUUGAAGAUCAACUGGACGUCUCCCAGAUUAGAAUCAAUGAGAGGAACCAUGAACAGAAGCCAAGUGGUGAGAAAUCUUUUCGUGCGGAUGGUUAUUAGGCUCACAAACAUUUUCAGCGUCAACGACAACGAGUGACGAUCACUGUCAUCGCCAUUGGACUGUGUUUCUCGUUGAGCCAGGGACCUUCUGCUUUCAUGGUUUUGUAUGAACUCUUCUCCGAAUACGAACUAGGUCCCACGUUUUAUGCCAUCUUCAGGUAGCUCAUAUUUGAAUGAAUAAAAUUCUAACAUAAAGGAUUUUCAGCAUAACAAACUCGCUAGUUGUGACUGGUAAAACCAUUAACUUCAUUCUGUUCUGUCUAUCAUCUGAACACUUUCGACGCAAGUGCUUUGUGGUAAUCUAUCGAAAGUUUCCAAAGGUUAGUACUCACACUUGCAUUCUUGAACACAAUCUGAAUUUUAGUUGUCUCAAAGCAGUUUUGGCAAACGUUUUCUCGACAAUCGCUCCAACUCAUGUGAUCGGUCCUCUUCGCUUCGGACCGUCCGUUCCAGGAGAGGCUCAGCCAAUACCCUCGCGAGUCCUUCGAGGGACGGAGGCAACCUUCUGACCGUAGAGGAAGAGGCGUCUUGUGCCUCAAUCGAAAAGUCACGAUCCCUGUCCAUUUCCCGCCAGACUCUUUCCCACCGAACUCGUCUGGAUUCUGGCUUCUCUCAAGAGCCGGAAACUUCUUCUGCACCACCUUCUUGA
This is a messenger RNA of Caenorhabditis sp. 36 PRJEB53466, 1644 nucleotides long. NCBI's taxonomy places the organism in Eukaryota, Metazoa, Nematoda, Chromadorea, Rhabditida, Rhabditidae. The record is from the annotation of a GenBank genome assembly.